Betta splendens (Siamese fighting fish) is the source of this 3242-nucleotide messenger RNA. Its product is annotated as zinc-binding protein A33. Gene Ontology annotation, molecular function: protein binding. The record is from RefSeq and is a predicted model, not a curated record. Lineage: Eukaryota; Metazoa; Chordata; Actinopteri; Anabantiformes; Osphronemidae. Bases 712 to 2286 code for a protein of 524 amino acids. The transcript has 10 exons.
UGUUCAAUGGUCCUCAUCAGGCCAUGAUGGCUGGAGGUCAUGAGAGCAGAGUGAUGCUGCCCUUUAGGCGGCGGGCGGCUCCACCUGUGGCCCAACAGAAACUAACGAGGUGGUUCAUCUUCGCUGAGUCACUUUUAUGAUCAUGCUGCCAUCGUCCACUGGGAGCACGCAGGUCACACGAGGAAAAGCCUCAGCAUCGUCCCCACGAGUUGCAUAACAAGCCCGAAGCGAAGUGGGGGGAAAAUAGGUAAAAGGACGACAGAUGAAUUUAUGAAACUUGUGUCUUAAAUUUUGACAAUAACAUUCAUUUAACACAACUUUAUCAGAGCUUUACGAUGGUUGUGUCUGUUUAUCUACAGGUCGUUAUCCGUCCUCCACACUAUCGGCUUUUUAUGGAGGUUUAUAUUGAACCAAAGAUACAAAUCACUGCAGAUAACAAACUAUCUUACAAUCAAUAUUAUUUGUGUAAGGCACAAACAAACAGCACUUACUGAGAGCAGCUGCCUAAAGCAGGAAAACAUAGAUCAGGUUCAAAUGAAGUUCAUUACUGCAGUGACGUCUGAUUCUUUCAAUUAAAGGUUUCAGUAAUUAUACGAUCUGUUUAGGUUUAGGUCAUUCGGGAGCCUCUAUAUCCUGUGUUUUUCUGGUUAGCGGUGAUGCAUCGUGCAGUGCCUGUGUGAAAGCGGCCGUUCGCUCCUCCUGCUGCUGCUGAUGUUUAUCACUGCCAUAAAGACGCGUGGCUCCUAUCGCCCUGUGUUGAAUGUGCCAGCCUGGCGUCCGGGAAGCCGGAGGGAGUUCGUGUCCGCUGAACGUUUCCGUGACCGCAUGACGGGCAAUAAAAGGUCCAAAGGCCGUGGAGACGCAGCGCGGAACAAAAGCGGCGCUCAGGGAGGAGCGGCCGCCCAGUGUUGUCCACACGCAGCGCUGCACCACAGCUCCACAGAGACAGGAGUGAGGAGUGAGGACGCCAUCAUGGAGAUGAAGAGUAUCUUGAAAACUGGCAAAAAGGCGAAGCUGCUGCCGAGGGCGGAGGACGGCAGCACCACCCAGAGCAGCUCCAUCGGCGCCGUGCGCUGGAAUCUGCCCGAGGAGUCGCUCCAGGCUCACAGCUCGGCCCCCAGCAGACCCAGCAGACCCAGCAGACCCAGCAGCCUCAGCAAACACUCGCAGCACCCUCGGCAGAACGGCCUGAAGAACCUGCGCAGCCUGCAGGAGUGCGUGCAGUUCAUCCAACACUGGAAGAAGCAAGUGGAUCGAGUCUGCAAGCAGGAUGGAGGAGAUCCAGACGGGGGUCCCGGGAAACCAGAGGCCCCAAGGGCGCCUUCACACGCUGGGCUGAGCCUGGAGGAGAGCAGGAAGCUGAUCCUGGAGUGGGCCGACGAGCUCCACCACGUCGACAAGGACGCUCCCUGGACGCCUGAGAGUGUAGAGUGCGACAGUAAAGAGGAGCAGGAUGCUAAUGAGGAAGCACAAGUGAGGAUCAUGGAGUGGGCCAAAGAGCUGCAGGCAGCAACUGAGAGCUGCGGCGUGCAGAGCAACGAACUGGGCAAAGUGCUGCAUCUGCUGGGCAUGAAGAGCAAGCGCCUGGUCAACCUGUCCCACCUGCUGGAGUUCAUCACCUGGUCUCUGCUGAAGGACGACGGCACGAACACCAUUCCCCAGUUAUGGCUGCUGGCAAAGCAACGGACCUGGGAGGCAGGGAUUCCCAGAUACAUCCCUCAGUCAGUCUGGACCUGGAUUUGCAGCGCCGCAGCUGACGUGACCCUCGACCCUGUGACCAGCCACCCGUGGCUGAACCUCUCCGAGGACCAGCGUAUGGUCCAGGAGGCGCUCUCCCAGUCGGACCUGGCCCCCGGCCCCCAGCGCUUCGACGUGUGGCCGUGCGUGCUGGGCUGGCAGGGCUUCGGCGCCGGGCGCCACUACUGGGAGGUCGACAUCGCCAACAACGGCUACUGGCGCAUCGGACUGGCGGCCGCGGGCUCCCCGCGCCACGGCCGCUUCGCCAUGAGCCCCAAGGAGGGCUACUGGGUGCUGUGGCGCAGCACCCGCCAGUUCUACGCCUGCGCCCGGCCGGAGGCGCCGCUGCCGCUGGGCCUCGUGCCGCGGCGCAUGGGGAUUUACUUGGACUACGAGGAGGGCCAGAUCUCCUUCUACAACGCGGAGAGCAAGUCGCACAUCUACACGUUCAGCGGGAACUUCCGGGCCAAGCUGUACCCCCUGUUCGCGCCGCUGGACGGACGCACGCUGAUGAGGAUCGUGCCGCCGCGCCCGUCCCCGGCAGAGUGACGGCGCUCGCGGUGUGGAGGUGGACUGACAGAGGCGCCCAGCGUCGUUUUUGUUAGAAAUUCACCCCCUCUUUGAAUCUUGGUCUCAACGCUGAGCUUCUUCAAGGUGCAUGUGAUCAGGCCACAAUAAAAAGCAGCAGACUGCUGUUAAUACAGAUUUUUAUGAGAUCACAAGUGUAAAAACUCAAUAGUUGAGUGAAUAUAGGAAUAUUUAUUUAAAAUGUUUUAAUUUAAUGACUUUACCUGAGUGUGUCAAAACAUCCAACAUAUUAUCUGGACGUAGCAGACCAUCACAUUAUGCACCUAUUUACUGUUCAUGCACGCACUUUAUAAUGCACUUUCACAUAUGCACAAACAGAUGUCAUAUACACUUCAUGACGUGCUGUUUUUGUUGUAUUCAUUUUCAUUUCGUUUUCUCUCAUAAACACUUCAAGGAUCGUUGCCUUUAAUCAUCUGUAUGUUAUAGCAGACGACGUGUAACUGGAGUCACAUGACGUCAUAUAUGAUGUAACGGUGUACUUGUAACGGGGGACAUGUGAAGAACCCUGUGAAUAAAGAGAUAUAAGCUGUGUGGGUGUGUGUGCUGUCAGACCCUCCCUCCUCCUGGGGGGGGGGGGGGGUCUAUUUGCUGCUGAUGUGACCUCACACACACACACAAGUCCGUGAUGCUGAAGAGUUCCACCUUCAAAUCCAAUAAAACUCAUGCAUGACAGCAUCUUUACAAUAAACACUAAUUCAUGUAUGAAAUAGUGUAGAUAUAAUAGUUGUAAAUCCUGACAGUGUAUAUAUGUGUAUAUGUAUAUGUGUAUGUAUUAUAUGUAUUUAUGUACAGUAUUAUCUUGUAAUAAAAGCAAAUGGUUGAGGUUUGUGUUUUCUAUACAUCUGUAUUAGUGUGUUAUUCCUGCAUGUGCUGAUACAGUUCAAUCAGAGCAGUUCGUUAUUUUUAUUUAUUAAAUU